This is a messenger RNA of Stomoxys calcitrans (stable fly), 2365 nucleotides long. RefSeq names its product mitochondrial intermediate peptidase. Gene Ontology annotation, cellular component: mitochondrion. Gene Ontology annotation, biological process: peptide metabolic process. The transcript is spliced from 3 exons. Bases 141 to 2243 code for a protein of 700 amino acids. Gene Ontology annotation, molecular function: metalloendopeptidase activity. NCBI's taxonomy places the organism in Eukaryota, Metazoa, Arthropoda, Insecta, Diptera, Muscidae. The record is from RefSeq and is a predicted model, not a curated record.
CUAUUUUUCUUAGGACUGUCUUAUUACUCAUUGGUCGUCAGCUGAUCUCCGACUGUUUUUUUGGAGUUCUAAAAUAAAAAUAAACAAAAAAAGUGCAAUAAGUAAUCAAAUCAUUAAAAACGUUCAAACAGUUAUAAACUAUGCUACUGCUCAAAAACCCCGCUUCCCAUAUGGCCAAACAUUGGUGGCAUAAGUCAGUCUCAACAUGGACACCUUUAGCAACUGCCUUCAAUUCGCCGCCCUACAAGAAAAUCAAUUUUACACGCAAUGAAGUGGGUUUAUUCUGUAUGUCAGAACUUAAGGACCAUGAAGGAUUUUUCCUACUUAAAGACAAUGUCACUCAUCAAACGACACAACUGAUAGAUGAAGCCAUUUCCUCGAAUCGGCAAAGAAAAAUGGUACAAAUAUUCGAUGAACUCUCAGACUCUUUGUGCAAGGUAGCCGAUUUGUCUGAGUUCAUACGGGUAGCUCACCCUCAAGCGAAGUUUGCGCAAGCUGCUGAGGAUGCCUGCAUCAGCAUUAGCGGUAUAGUGGAACACCUGAAUACUCACAAGCAGUUGUAUACGACCUUAAGUCAUGUGACUCACAAUGGCGAUAUUGUGCCUACCACGGACAUAGAUACACAUGUGGCCAAAUUAUUCCUCUUCGAUUUUGAACAAUCCGGUAUUCACUUACAGGAGGAUGAAAGGGAGAAAGUGGUGCGCUUAAAUGACUACAUUCUGCAAUUAGGCCAAAAGUUUAUGCACGGAGCAAUUCAGCCAACAUCAUUUCCACGAGCACAAGUACCAGAAUCCAUACGGAACUAUUUCCCUUCCGACGGCGAUCACAUCCUUGUGUCCGGUCUCUACACAAACUCCACGAAUGGCCAAGCUCGUGAAGCAGCCUAUAAACUGUAUCUAUAUCCCUCAGAAAGGCAGGAAGAAUUGCUGACGGAUUUGUUAAAGUGUAGACAUGCUUUGGGGAGGAUAUGUGGGUUCGAAACCUAUGCCCACCGAGCGCUGAAUUCAAGUACUGUAGAAAGCCCCGAAAUGGUCAAAGAGUUCAUAGACGAGUUAACACGAGAUUUGAGGCCUCGUGCUGAGGCAGACUUCCGCAUAAUGGAAAGGAUGAAGCGUAAGGAUAGUGGCAAUCAACAGAGCACGUUGGCUGCCUGGGACACGCCAUACUUUACAUCACUAAUGAAAAAGAAUGCCCUAAAUGCAAAUGCCAGCGAGUUUUUGCCAUAUUUUAGCCUAGGUGGCUGCAUGCAAGGCUUAGACAACCUAAUGCGAUCCCUAUAUGGCAUUAGCCUACAAAACACAGAAAUGGAACCGGGCGAAUCUUGGCAUAAUGAUAUUUACAAAUUAUCUGUAGUCCACGAAAACGAGGGCCUUCUGGGCUACAUCUACUGUGAUUUCUUCGAGCGCAAUGGUAAACCCAACCAGGACUGCCAUUUCACUAUACAAGGCGGCAAGCGGUUGUCUGACGGGUCAUAUCAACUGCCAAUUGUUGUGGUAAUGCUUAAUCUCUCACAACCUCGUUGGACUGGACCAACCCUCCUCACUCCGUCUAGAGUUGACAAUUUAUUCCAUGAAAUGGGGCAUGCUAUGCAUUCUAUGUUGGCUCGCACAGAAUACCAACAUGUGACCGGCACUAGGUGUUCAACUGACUUCGCAGAAGUACCCUCAGUUCUGAUGGAAUACUUUGCCAGUGAUCCGCGAGUUUUACGCACCUUUGCUAAACACUUCCAAACACACAAACCAAUGUCAGAAGAUAUGCUGCAGAGGUUAUGUGCUUCGAAAAAUCUAUUCUCAGCCAGUGAGACACAACUCCAAGUGUUUUAUUCAGCUUUGGAUCAAAUUUACCACGGAGAUCCAUCAAAACAUGGAGAAAACACCACCGAGACUUUAAAGAAUGCUCAAAAUGAAUACUACAGUCUGCCAUAUGUAAAUAACACGGCUUGGCAGCUACGAUUUUCCCACUUGGUUGGUUAUGGAGCAAAAUAUUACUCAUACUUGAUAUCCAAGACAAUUGCAUCUUGGAUAUGGCAGAGUUACUUCGAGGCGAAUCCUUUCAAUCGCGAAGCAGGUGAAAAAUACCGUCAAGAAGUUCUAGCCCACGGAGGAGGAAAGCCUUCCCGCCACUUAGUGUCUAAAUUUCUUCAACGUGAUCUCACACCAAAGAAUCUUGCCCAAAGCUUGAUUCAUGAAAUCGAUGUGAACAAUGACAAGAUCAAAGAUAUGCUUCAUGUCGACAAUCAUUGACCAUUGUUAGCUAGUUCUAUAAAAUAGGCCGACACCACAUGUUAUAAUUAUUUUUUGUUUUUUUUUUAGUUAUUACUGUUAUUAUUAAACAUUUUUCAAUAAAAAUGUUAACAACCAUACAA